GACCGGAAAGAAAGAAGAAAACCCAACCAAACCAAGAGGUUCCUUUGGUAAUUAUUCUUACAUUUCUGGGCAUAACUUUGAACUCCAUUUCCCGCCCAUUCCACCUCGAAGAAAACAAAUAAAAAGAAUUUUGUUUUUUUUUUUUUUUAAUUUGAAGCUCUCUCUGUUGCAAGUUCAAAACUCUCCGUCUUCUUCUCUUAGAGAAACUCUCACGGUCCGGACCGGUUCCUUCUUCUCUACAGUUCGUGCUCUUACAUUUCUCGAAAAAUCACGAGUUUGUGCGAUAGAUUUCGGCGGUUCCCUUUUCUCACCGCGCUAGCCUUUAUUUUGUAAAAACUGCGAUUUUUUUUGUGCGUUUGGAGGUGACAUUUGUUUUUCUAAGAUUUGAAAUGGGGAGCGAAGUGAAAAGUGAAGCCUCUGCUGAUUCUCCUACUUCCGUUCUUGAAGACGAGGAGCAAUGCAAUUUGAAAGUAGAAGAAGAGGUGUUUGUGGAAGCAAAAAAUGGGGACGCGUCUCUUAUAUCAAUAUCUAUGGCGGAGGAGGAAGAGAAGCUGUUGAAAUCCAGGAUGAAAGAAGAAGAGAUAGAAAAAGCGGCGGCGGAGGAAGCUCAGUUGGAUGAAAGCCAGUUUAAUAGAUUGGACCAGCUUUUAACUCAAACUCAGCUCUAUUCAGAGUUUCUGCUGGAAAAGAUUGAUCAAAUCACUGCUAAUGGAGCGGAGCAAGAGAGUGAACCUGUCGAGCAGAAAAAUAGAGGUCGUGGAUCAAAAAGAAAAGCCGCUGCGCAAUACAAUUCUAGGAAAGCCAAGAGAGCAGUUACCGCAAUGCUUACAAGAUCAAAAGAAGUUGACAAGGAUGAGGAUGCAAAUUUGACUGAGGAAGAAAGAGCUGAGAAAGAGCAGAGAGAACUUGUACCUUUGCUAACUGGUGGGAGGUUGAAAUCUUAUCAGAUUAAAGGUGUGAAAUGGUUGAUCUCUCUCUGGACAAAUGGGCUCAAUGGGAUCCUUGCAGAUCAAAUGGGGCUCGGAAAGACUAUCCAAACAAUUGGUUUCCUAGCACAUCUGAAAGGGAAUGGUUUAAAUGGACCCUAUAUGGUUAUUGCCCCUCUUUCCACUCUCUCAAAUUGGGUGAAUGAGAUUUCAAGGUUUGCUCCUUCUAUGGACUCAAUUAUCUACCACGGUAGCAAGAAACAGAGGGAUGAGAUAAGGAGGAAGCACAUGCCCAGAUCAAUUGGCUCCAAAUUCCCAAUUAUUGUUACUUCCUAUGAGAUUGCAUUAUCGGAUGCAAAAAAGUAUUUGAGGCAUUACCCAUGGAAGUAUGUUGUGGUUGAUGAGGGGCACCGGCUGAAAAAUUCAAAAUGCAAACUGCUGAAGGAGUUGAAAUACCUGCACGUGGACAAUAAGCUCUUAUUAACUGGGACACCUCUGCAAAACAAUUUGGCUGAGCUUUGGUCACUGUUGAAUUUCAUUUUGCCUGAUAUUUUCCAAUCCCAUGAAGAAUUUGAGUCAUGGUUUGAUCUGUCAGGAAAGUGCAAUAAUGAAACAAUGAAGGAAGAAGUAGAAGAAAGGCGAAGGGCUCAGGCUGUAACCAAACUCCAUGCAAUAUUGCGUCCCUUUCUCCUACGGAGAAUGAAAACUGAUGUAGAGCAGAUGCUUCCUCGGAAGAAAGAGAUCAUCUUAUAUGCUACCCUGACUGAGCAUCAGAAGAAAUUCCAGGAGCAUUUAAUCAAUAAGACACUGGAGGACUAUUUACGAGAGAAGCUGGAUACCGGACGUGGCAUGAAAGGAAGGCUUAAUAAUUUGAUGAUUCAACUUCGGAAAAAUUGCUACCACCCGGAUCUCUUAGAGUCUGCCUUUGAUGGCACAUAUUUCUAUCCACCAGUUGAACAGAUAGUUGGGAAGUGUGGCAAAUUCCAAUUGCUGGAUAGAUUGUUGAAUCGUUUGUUUGCACUCCAGCACAAAGUUCUGAUUUUCUCCCAGUGGACUAAAAUUUUGGAUAUAAUGGACUAUUAUUUUAGUGAGAAAGGAUUUGAAGUUUGUAGAAUUGAUGGCUCUGUGAAGUUAGAGGAGAGGAAGAAACAGAUCCAGGAAUUCAAUGACGAGAACAGUCAGUUUAGGAUUUUUCUUCUUAGCACAAGAGCUGGUGGAUUGGGUAUCAACCUCACUUCAGCUGAUACCUGUAUCCUGUAUGACAGUGACUGGAACCCUCAAAUGGAUCUGCAAGCCAUGGAUAGAUGUCACCGAAUUGGGCAAACCAAGCCUGUCCAUGUUUACAGGCUUACAACAGCUCAGUCUGUUGAGGGUCGUAUUUUGAAAAGAGCUUUUAGCAAGUUGAAGCUUGAGCAUGUGGUCAUUGGAAAAGGACAGUUUCAUCAAGAGCGAACCAAGUCUACCGGCACAGAUCUCAUGGAGGAGGAGAUGCUGGCCCUGCUUCGGGAUGAAGAAACAGCAGAAGACAAGUUGAUACAGACAGAUAUCAGUGAUGAAGAUUUAGAGAGGGUGUUGGAUCGCAGUGAUUUGGUCGUAGGCUCAUCAUCAGAUGACAUGGAAAACAUGGCUGCCACUGUUUCAAUUCCUCUGAAAGGGCCUGGUUGGGAGGUGGUUGUACCGACUGCCAGUGGAGGCGUGCUCUCUACCCUUAAUAGUUAGAAGUUUGUUCGCCACAUCCACAGAUGGUGGUCGCGGUUGCAGACCUGGCCUGACCACUGAAUGUCUGCGUUUUUGGGGAGGGGUGGCCUCAGACGGAGGAUGUGGAUCCUGAAUGCCUUACUUUUUUGCGAGCAGAAUGUUGCUCUUAGUCGGAUGCUUCUCCAUGAUUUUGGUAACAAUAGAAUAGAAAGAGGCCGUUUUUUGGUAAAUGUCUAAUUAUCAGAUAUUUGUAUUUUUCAUGUUCUGAAUCAAUUUUAGAGACAAAAUGUAGAAUUGACUCGAAAUGAUGUUAUUUUAAGGAGUAUUUCCAAAGAUCAA
Molecule: messenger RNA, 2963 nt
Organism: Populus nigra (black poplar)
Lineage: Eukaryota; Viridiplantae; Streptophyta; Magnoliopsida; Malpighiales; Salicaceae
Product: ATP-dependent DNA helicase DDM1-like
Exons: 15
Coding region: 390-2645 (751 amino acids)
Cellular component (GO): nucleus
Molecular function (GO): ATP-dependent chromatin remodeler activity; ATP binding; DNA binding
Source: RefSeq, a predicted model, not a curated record